Molecule: messenger RNA, 866 nt
Organism: Trichoderma citrinoviride
Lineage: Eukaryota; Fungi; Ascomycota; Sordariomycetes; Hypocreales; Hypocreaceae
Product: S-adenosyl-L-methionine-dependent methyltransferase
Exons: 7
Coding region: 1-864 (287 amino acids)
Molecular function (GO): methyltransferase activity
Source: RefSeq, a predicted model, not a curated record
AUGCUGUUACUUACUCGAGUUCAUGAAAACAGGCAAUCCAACGACGAGGCGGCAAGCGAAUCCUUAGACAUGAAUCAUCAUGUUCUUUCCAUGGCAAUAGGAGACAAGCUUUUCAUGGCUCCUUUGAAGAAAGAAAACAUCAAAAAAGCUCUAGAUAUAGGUACCGGUACAGGGAUAUGGGCUAUCGAUUUCGCCGACGAGUUUCCCGAUGCUCAGGUCAUUGGCACAGAUAUUUCUCCCAUUCAGCCAACUUGGGUCCCUCCCAACCUGCAGUUCGAAAUUGAAGACUGCACACAAGAAUGGACGUUCCGCAACGAAGACUUCGACUACGUCCACAUGCGCUGGCUCCUCGGCAGUAUCCAGGACUGGGACGCUCUCCUACAACAAGCAUACCGAGUAUUGAAACCAGGAGGCUGGGUUGAAAGCUUGGAGACUUCAGCCAUUGUGAGGAGUGAUGACGGUAGCGUUACUGAGACGUCAGCGCUGGGCCAAUGGGGAAAGUUCUUUCUCAAUGGAGGCAAGAAGAUUGGAAGGUCAUUUACGGUAAUUGAGGAUGAGACACAGAGGAAGUCGAUUGAGGCAGCUGGCUUUGUCGAUAUUCAGGAAUUCAACUUCAAGAUGCCGAUAGGAGGCUGGCCCAAGGACCCCAAGCUGAAGGAGCUUGGACAAUUUGCCCAGAUGGUUCUCGAAAGAGAUGUGGAAGGCUACAUCGUCUUCAUGGCCAACACUCUCGGAUGGACGCGGGAAGAGAUUCUGGUUUACAUUGGCAUGCUGCGGCGAGAAGUCCGAUCCAAGAACUUCCACCCAUACUACAAUCAAAAGGUGGUCUGGGCGAGGAAGCCACUGGAUGGAGAGACGAAAUGAAG